This is a messenger RNA of Brassica oleracea var. oleracea, 771 nucleotides long. Its product is annotated as protein disulfide-isomerase LQY1, chloroplastic. The coding region runs from base 95 to 571 and encodes 158 amino acids. The transcript is spliced from 5 exons. NCBI's taxonomy places the organism in Eukaryota, Viridiplantae, Streptophyta, Magnoliopsida, Brassicales, Brassicaceae. The record is from RefSeq and is a predicted model, not a curated record.
UCUAGUGGCUGAGAUCAACCCAAAACCACUGGUGCUUCUUCUUCGUCUCCCUCCUCUCAUCUUCGCGCGCGUAGCUUCUUCACACCAUCGAAAAAUGCCAGUAUCAGCUCCGUCUCCGCCUCGCCUUCAAUCUCCGUUCAUCCACCGUCCAAUCAAUGCCACUCCGUCUUCUUCCCGUUCACUCUCCGCGAGGAAUCUCCGUUCGCCGUCACCGUCUUCUUAUCCGCGAAUCAAAUCAGAAGUCGACACGAACACGGUAAUCGCAAUCUCCGUAGGCGUGGCGAGCGUCGCGUUGGGAAUCGGAAUCCCUGUCUUCUACGAGACGCAGAUCGAUAACGCCGCUAAGAGAGAGAACACUCAGCCUUGUUUUCCUUGCAAUGGCACUGGAGCUCAGAAGUGCAGGUUGUGUGUGGGAAGUGGGAACGUGACGGUAGAGCUUGGUGGAGGAGAGAAGGAAGUGUCGAGCUGUAUCAAUUGUGAUGGUGCUGGUUCCUUGACCUGCACUACUUGUCAAGGCUCUGGUGUUCAACCUCGAUACCUUGAUCGAAGGGAGUUCAAGGAUGAUGACUAGACAUCAAAGAGUCUCUUCUCCUCCCUUUUUUCAUUGUGUGUCUAAAUUUUGUACAAUACUAUAUUUUUUUGUUCACCAAGUGUGUAAGAAAGCAUAACCUUGUAACAGUUGAAGGAGCAAGUUUCCUGCACUUAACUUGCAACCAUGUCAAGCGUAACUUGUUGUUAGCUUUAAGAAAAGAGAUAAAUGUCUCUCUCUAA